Zootoca vivipara (common lizard) is the source of this 3951-nucleotide messenger RNA. RefSeq names its product ER membrane protein complex subunit 2 (gene EMC2). Lineage: Eukaryota; Metazoa; Chordata; Lepidosauria; Squamata; Lacertidae. The record is from RefSeq and is a predicted model, not a curated record. Gene Ontology annotation, molecular function: protein binding.
GGGUGGUCACGUGGCGCAGGCGAGGCGGGAGGGGAACCCGGCAAGAUGGCGAAGGUCUCGGACAUGUACGAUGUCACUUGGGAAGAGAUGCGAGAUAAAAUGAGGAAAUGGAGGGAAGAGAACUAUCGGAACAGUGAGCAGAUAGUGGAAGUUGGAGAAGAAUUAAUUCAUGAAUAUGCAGCUAAGCUUGGCGAUGACAUCUGGAUAAUAUACGAGCAAGUGAUGAUUGCUGCAUUGGACUGUAGUCGGGAUGACUUGGCGCUGUUUUGUCUUCAAGAGCUAAGACGGCAAUUCCCUGGGAGCCAUAGAGUUAAGCGGUUAACAGGCAUGAGAUUUGAAGCCAUGGAGAGGUAUGAUGAUGCCAUCCAGCUAUAUGACAGGAUUUUACAAGAAGAUUCAACUAAUACUACAGCAAGAAAGCGUAAGAUUGCCAUUCGAAAAGCCCAGGGGAAAAAUGCAGAAGCCAUCCGAGAGUUGAAUGAGUAUCUGGAACAAUUUGUUGGUGACCAAGAAGCCUGGCAUGAACUCGCAGAACUUUACAUCAAUGAACACGAUUAUGCAAAGGCAGCCUUUUGCUUGGAGGAACUCAUGAUGGCUAACCCCCACAACCACUUAUAUUGCCAGCAAUUUGCAGAGGUUAAAUAUACCCAAGGAGGGCUUGAAAACCUUGAGCUCUCAAGAAAAUAUUUUGCACAGGCGUUGAAGCUGAACAACAGAAACAUGAGAGCAUUAUUUGGACUUUAUAUGUCUGCCAGCCAUAUUGCUUCCAAUUCCAAGGCAAGUGCAAAAAUGAAAAAAGAUAAUAUGAAGUAUGCUGGUUGGGCAGCAAACCAAAUAAAUAGAGCUUACCAGUAUGCUGGUCGCAGUAAGAAGGAGACGAAGUACUCUCUGAAAGCUGUAGAAGACAUGUUGGAGGCCCUGCAGAUUACCCAGUCGUAAAUGAUAGCGAAGCUACCCAGUGAUAGAUUUUCUUUCCUCAGCUCCAUGUCCAAACUCAAAUUAUCUAAGAGUUAUGUUAAUUUUAAAUUCCCAGUUGUGUUAACAGUGGUUUCAUGUUAGUGAAAGUGACUCUCUUAAAUAAUGUGUUUUAUAAAAGAUAUAAAAUUCCUAUUUAUUGCUGCUAUGAUGAAAAGCCACUGAAAUGAAUAAAAAGAAUAAAUUUAUUGAACAUCAGUCUCUUCAGAUCUUGUAUGUACAGUAAAUGCUUAAGCCAUAACAUGAUGUAGAAAUAAACUUAAGUGAUGAUAAAGCAGAAUUAUUUAUUGAACAUAUGUAGGAGUGCUGGAGACCUGUGCUUAAAAAUGAAUACCAUAUGGGGCAUAAAAUGUUCUAACAGAACAGUUGAUGAAGCUGCGGUAAAGUUAUACAUGCACUAAGCAGUUCUUUACCGAACAAGGGCUGACCUUAUAUUUCCUCCUGAACACAUCGUAUUUGCAAAAUAAUGGUAAUAUCAAUGUUAUUGCUAUGCCUUUCUGUUCUAAGAUAGUAGUUAAAAAUAAGUGUGUCUGUUCAUUAGAUCUUAUGGGAAUCAAUAUCGAUAACAAUAAUAAUAACAACUGUGUCCAAAACUAUAAAGACAAAGCAAAGAUUUUUAAAAAGUUGAAACCAUCAAAUAUCCUCAUAGCUAAAUGAUUUCAAGGCAGCCCUGUCUCCAUGCUGCUACAAAGGUCACUACACAGACCGAGGAACUUUUUAGGCUUAGGAUCUUUCUAGUCACUGAUUCCCACACUACAGUGUUUUAGAAGUGGGAUCAAAUGGAUAGAUAUAUACACAAGUGUGGUUAAAAAAACCCAUCAGAGCAUAUAUUUUAACAUUGGUUUCUUUAAGUAGGUUGAAUCUGAAUCUACUUCAUUUGCUGGUCUGUAGUAAACAACCCAGUUUUGCUCUGUUCUGUUUGUCUCAGAUUCUAUUCAUUUCUUUUGAGUGAAAGGUGUAUCAAAGGCUGUAGAAAAACAGAGUCAAAAGACAAUAUUUUAGCUUCGAUUCUCAGCCCUACAUGUGGAUAUCUGCAGUAAAUUGAAUACUAGUUAUUGAUCCUGUUCAUAGCUUUGGGGAGAAGCAGCACUUUGGUGAGAAAAAGUAAUGCUUUAUUUUCCAGUUCUAGGUGUUCGUUUAAAGCAGGACGCAUGCAACUCCUCCUGGACUAGGAACAUUUCCAGGUCUAAAUACAGUACAGUACUAAAGCAAACUGUUGGAAUUUACUAUGAACACAACCUUUGUGUACAAGGUGCAAAGCUUCUGCCAGCAAGAGGGUGCAGCUUGUUGUUUUCAUUGGAACUGUGGUAUAGAGGAGCAGAAAUGCACAGAAUGUUUUCACUGCUAUGAGCAAGGGGGUAAUUUCCACCUCGGAGACAGGGAGGUGCAGUGGGAGAUGCUCAACAAAUUACUAUUGCAUACUUAAAUGAAUUUGAUUUAAUUGGGCAAGGGACUAAAACGAUGUGCAUAUAACCAAGGGAAGCUUGCAGUUUUGUUUCAUAGCUUGAAGUCCUCAAGCAAUAAAGCAUAUUAGCAAGCCAAUAGUUUAUACAUUUUGUGCUCCCUCAUUUUAGAUGGAGUUAACACUGUAGGCUAGUUUAGACAUGCCAUGCUAUGAUUUUGUGGUAUGUGGGCAGGUUUUUAGUGACUCUUGGAUUCACUCUCUUCCAUGAUCCCCUUCUCCCCUGGUUUGCAGCAAACCACAGUUUGCUUGGGAGAGGGGUGUAUGGACUAGCUGGCACACUGGUUUGCACUUUCCCUGCAAACCAGGACUGGGAACGACAAUUUGAUCCAAUUAUUAUUAUUAUUAUUAUUAUUAUUAUUAUUAUUAUUAUUAUUAUUAUAAAUGUAUUUGAACAUAGAAGGUGAUGGCUGACCGAGUUGUACUCUGAGCAGAUCCACUGAAAUCAAUGCCAUGACUAUUCUACAUUAAUUUAAAUGGUUCUGCUCUGAACCAUACCUAAAGUGAAGUAGGUAGUGAGCCUUACUUAUCAGCAAAAGGGGUGGGAAGGUGAGGAGUGAUGAACCACCUAUUUCGCUCACUCUCCAGGACCUCUUAGCCCAAGAUUGCUACCACUAUUGACACUUUGCUUAGGAGAAAAGUACUUGGGAGACAAAAGUUGUGGAAGGGAACUGCACUCACCCUCUGGCCUCUCACACUAUUAAAAUUGAAUACUUCCCCUUCUCCGUUAUUUGGUUUCUUCUUUGAGCUUAGGUAGCUUGGACUGGCAAGCUAAAAUGAUGCUUGAGAGUGACAUUCACUUACCUAAAUAAAAAAAUUCCUUCCAGUAGCACCUUAGAGACCAACUAAGUUUGUCAUUGGUCAUCUGAAGAAGUGUGCAUGCACACAAAAGCUCAUACCAAUAACAAACUUACUUAGUCUCUAAGGUGCUACUGGAAGGAAUUUUUUUUAUUUUGUUUCGACUACUGCAGACCAACACGGCUACCUACCUGUAACUAUUCACUUACCUACUACUGUUGCAUUUGAGCUACGUUGCUGGAAAAGCUGUAGUCGACUUUGCUGCAAAUGCAUUGGGAGAGUGCUCCAUCUAGAGGACUGAAGUGCAUAAAUGCUGGGUGUUUUUUUAAUUUUUUUAAAAAUCCCAAUUUACAUUUCUAAAACUACCAAUUUUUUCAAAGCUCCCGAGCUUUCUGUUUGUAAUGCAACAUUUCAAAAUGUUGUAUAAGCCACCCAGAGUGGGAAACGUUAAAUAAGUAGACUAGCUGUUGGAAGGAUUCCUUGCAUAUGCUCACAGGUAAUGUAAUUAGCUUUAAUAAUGUAGUUGGGAUGCUGGUGGUUUUACCUCCCAGUGAGUUUUCAGUGCUUCCGCUGCCUGAUCCAAUUGCUAGUCUUCCCCAACUUACUUCUGGGUGUGGUUGGACUAUAGCUCUGUUACCAAUGGUCAGGGAUGAAGGGAACCAUAGUCAAGAACAUCUGGAGAGCACCAGGAUGUGGAACGUUGCAUUAUGCAACUU